UCGUCAUAUCCGUCAUAUGCUCUUUCAGGAAGUUAUCAGUUGAACACAUUACACACAUUUGUAUCCUUGUAGCAUCUGUCUGGUUCACACACUCUCUGCUGAAUAUUAUUCCCAUAACUAAUAAUGAGAAUUGAACUAUCGAUGACAGAGUUCUGCACUUUGAAGCAAAGCUGAGUGUUGUCUGUCUGGUCAACGUGAAGUUUGGCGAGAUGUGGCUCUACGGGCUUUUGCUACUUUCCCUUUCCUUCUGGACGUCCCAUUCAGUGUUUAAAAUACCUUUAAAAAUGUUUGCGGGGAAAUUCAACGCGUCUGUGCAGCUGGACCUCAAGCCUUUGCGAAAGACUGAAAGCGCAGUGGAGAGCGGACUUUCCCUGGCUUCGGAUCCAGCUGGGAUUGUCAACUUUCUGGACAUGAUCAAUAAUUUAAAAGGAGACUCUGGUAGGGGAUAUUACAUGCAGAUGGUCAUUGGGACGCCUGGGCAAACGUUGAACAUCCUGGUUGAUACUGGAAGCAGCAACUUUGCUGUAGCUGCAGCAGCACAUCCCUACAUCAUACACUACUUUAACAGAGCACUUUCCAGUACAUAUCAGAGCUCCGGGAGUGGAGUUGCAGUAAAAUACACACAGGGAGAAUGGGAGGGGGAACUGGGAACUGACCGGAUCACCAUUCCUCAAGGGCCCAGUGGUACCAUCACUAUCAACAUAGCCGCAAUCAUCUCCUCAGAAGGCUUCUUUCUGCCUGGAAUCAACUGGCAGGGAAUUCUUGGACUUGCAUAUCCUUUGCUGGCUCGGCCUGACCCAUCAGUGGAGCCCUUCUUUAACUCUGUUGUGAGACAGACCAGCAUUCCAGAUGUGUUUUCUCUCCAGAUGUGUGGAGCUGGAGUGUCUGCCAGCACUACAGCUGACCCGGCGGGUGGCAGUCUGAUCAUGGGAGGAGUUGAGCCAACGUUGUUCCGAGGUUUAGUUUGGUACACACCAGUCCUAGAAGAAUGGUACUAUCAAGUGGAAGUCUUGAAGCUUGAAGUUGGAGCCCAAAAUUUAAACCUAGACUGCAAAGAGUACAACUCGGAUAAAGCCAUUGUGGAUAGUGGGACGACUUUACUUCGACUUCCUGGAAUUGUGUUUAGUGCUGUGGUGGAGGCCAUUAUGCAAUCAUCGCUGAUUGAGGAUUUCUCGGCUGGAUUUUUUGAUGGCACCAAGCUUGCAUGUUGGAUGAGAGGCGAAUCACCAUGGAGGCUUUUUCCGAAAAUCUCAAUCUACCUCAGAGCAAUGAACACCAGCCAGUCCUUCCGCAUCACCAUUCUUCCACAGCUAUACAUCCAGCCAGUCACCAGUAUUGAUGGCACAUUGGACUGUUUCCGUUUCGGAAUCUCCCAGUCAGCAAACGGCUUAGUCAUUGGAGCCACAGUAAUGGAGGGCUUCUACGUCAUCUUUGACCGUGCACAAAAAAGGGUGGGCUUUGCUGUUAGCACUUGUGCAGAAAACGGUGGUGUGCCAUUUGCAGAGAUCGCCGGGCCCUUCCUAGCUGAGGACACUACGUCAGACUGUACAAGUGGCAUGUCUCUUAGGGAGCCGGUGAUGUGGGUGAUGGCGUACGGUUUGAUGGGCAUAUGUGCCUUGGUUCUGAUCGUACUCCUCAUUUUGCUCAUACUGCCUUGCCGACGGAGCAGAGACGGUGAGAUUACAGAUGAGUCCUCGCUGGUGCGGCAUCGCAUCAAGUGACGUCAGGCGUCAAUGGAAGAUGAGGAGGCACCAAAUCAGCAAAACAGGGCUGAAGGGAACUCAGAGCAGGUAACGGGGGUGUACACACCACACUGAGCUCUGGUGCAAUUUCUGCCAGAUCACAUUUAUUCCUGUUUGUCUGGGUGGAAGAUGUUGGGAUUUGGACAUUUGUUGACUUGUGGACUGAACUUGAAGAGGAUAAAACUACUGAAGAAUGAAGGAAUCAUGAUUAUACAUGUGAUUUAAAAAAAGAAUAUAUAAAUAUAUAUAAUAAAAGUGCCAAAAUAUGAGUGUCAGUAUGACAUUGAAGUGGAUUAAAUGUUAAUAUUGAUGCUCCAGUGUUUCCCCAAUGUAUGCUGCCCUUUUUAUAGUCGUCAAUGAAAUAGUGUUAAUAAAACUACUGGAAAUCAACAAUGGGCUCACAGGGGCCUAAAUGAGGUUUAUGGUUCAAUGAAGUAAGUUUAUUUACUGUUCUUAUGUAGAGACUAAGGCUUCCUUUUAGUUGUCCCUACUAGCAGUGCACUGAAAGGAAUAAUUCACCCAAAAAAGAAGUUUGUCAUAUUCCUCUAUGCAGUUCCAAACGUGUAAAAUACGAAUUAUUCACAGAGCAUGCUCUUGAAUGUACAGUACAAUGAAAGCAUUGGGGACGGAUGAUAUUGUAUGGCUUCAGAAGACUUGUAAUGUAGCACAGAAGCUGUAUGAACUACGAUUAUAUAUAUAUAUUUUUUUUCAUAAAGCAGUUUUCUGAUGUGACCUGUAUUCAGGAACUUCUGACGAAAACGAACAAUGCACAAUAAAAUAAUAAACCUGAUUUCACAUGUCACUGGGCAAAGACUGCAGGAGAGUUCAUUGUUCCUUCCACUUAAAGUUCACUCAGACAGUCUGUAUGACACAUUUAUAGUAUACUGUGUGAAUUAAUUGGGCCUCAUUCAGUAAGUGUGCGUACAAGCAAAUGAGUGCGUGAAAACUCCAUACAGACUUCUUCACGAACAAAUGAUUCACCAAAAAAUGGUUCUCUGAAUAACAAUGCAGACAUGUAUGUACAGGUGGCUAAUCAGAGGUCUGUAAACUGGGUUUAUAUGAAAGGUGUUAAUUGAGUUUCGAGGUCUGUGCAAUUGGUAUUGCUCAAGGAUCUGUUGAGAGAGUGUUUGGAGAGAGCGGCAUAAGUUUGACGAGUAAUGAAAGGCUGUAAAGGAAAGUUAUUGCGUAAGGCCCUUAUAUGGAGAUGCUUUGGGCAUGUUUUAUGAAAAUGACUAACUUUAUGUUCACAGCUGCUCAUUUUGAAUACUCCAAAUUCACUAACAUUAGAAAGAGGUUAAGAACGAAUUGUUGUGCAUGCACAUGUUUUGUGAAUUAAGUGGAAAGUUUUCCUGAGAAGUUCGAAAUGGCAUAUAAUUAUGAUUAAGCUACGCAAUUAUUAGUGAAAUAGACCAAUUGUUUCACUCCAUUAUGUUUGGUAUCAUUUUAAAUGUGUCUGUGUGAUUGGUACAAUGAUGUCUUUCUUAUAAGAUCAGAUCAAAAUAAUAAAGAUUUAAAAAAAUUGGGAAACUCUUCUCUGCUUUGAAGUCUGUGUAAUAUCUACCUUUUAUUAAAAAUAAAAUUUUGCCCUAGA
This is a messenger RNA of Carassius carassius (crucian carp), 3333 nucleotides long. RefSeq names its product beta-secretase 2-like. Lineage: Eukaryota; Metazoa; Chordata; Actinopteri; Cypriniformes; Cyprinidae. The transcript is spliced from 9 exons. The coding region runs from base 210 to 1721 and encodes 503 amino acids. The record is from RefSeq and is a predicted model, not a curated record. Gene Ontology annotation, molecular function: aspartic-type endopeptidase activity. Gene Ontology annotation, biological process: amyloid-beta metabolic process; membrane protein ectodomain proteolysis. Gene Ontology annotation, cellular component: membrane; endosome; trans-Golgi network.